UUGUGUUCCUGCGAUGGGCUAGGUGUAAAACGGUCUCCGGUGAAGAAGCUUCUUCAGAAGAAAUCUGUUUUUGACAGCAGCGAGGAUGAAAUUGAUGACGACAACGCCAACAAUGGUGAAUCGGAUGUCUCCGAGUUUGAACCCUUCAAAAGGGGCUCGUUCGAUGGCCCAGCAGCGUCUCUGGCUGAGCGGAUUCGUAGCCAGCCUCCGCGACGUACCGCAGCUGCCAGUACUAUAAAGUAUAACUUUGACGAUUCGGGUGGCGAUGAAGUUGGGAGCAAUAGUUGCGAAGAGGAGGUCUUUACUGCCGUGGACCACGGGCAGGGUGACGAGACGAUCAAUCUAAACAGCCCUGUAAAACAAACUGUCUCAUCAGCUAUCUCCCAGUCCCAAACUGAUGCUAAUGAGAAGUCAAAGGGUGACGCUGCUGCCUGGCCAAUCUCCUACAAAGAGUCGGCCACUGCAGUCACCAAGAGGUCGUCUGCGAGGAGUGGUCGCGCCGGCAGCAGUCGAAGAGGCCACAGUGUUCGCGGCGGUGCUGUUCAGAGAGGAGGUGCGAAAAAUGCCGGAUCCGCUAGUACCAAGCGGAUCACGGAAGAGACGAGAUCUGACGCCUCGGGUGGUGAAAGCAACAAGAAUGACGAAGCCGAUGAUAUUUUUGUUCCUGACUCACCGGUCCCUCCGUCCAGAGCCAAGGCGACACGCAACGCCCAGAGAAAAAUGCGGUAUUUCUUCGACAGCGACUCCGACGAAGUGGUGGAAGUGAGCAGUGAUAGCGAGAAGGAUGCUGAUUCUGCUGAAGACAGCAAUGUCAGACGGAAGGGCAGGGUGGCCGUCCGGAGCCGCAAGCGGAAGCGACUCAAUUCAGACAGUGAUGAGGAUUAUGUGCCUGAAUAG
Molecule: messenger RNA, 897 nt
Organism: Hydatigera taeniaeformis
Lineage: Eukaryota; Metazoa; Platyhelminthes; Cestoda; Cyclophyllidea; Taeniidae
Source: the annotation of a GenBank genome assembly